AUGCAGCAAUGGAAAAAGCUACCAUAUACUGUUAGUAUUGUGAGCUACGGGUGGGGGUGUGGUGGCCACCCGGCUCCGCCAAACGAGAUAUUAGCUUGCUACUUUAAUUUACUGAAGUUUCCAGAUAACGGUAAUGAAAUCAGAGUUAACAUCGAUUGUCAAGAUUGUAGAAACGCGUGGUUACUAAAACCCAAAGUCUAUUACCCGGCUGGUGGUUAUGGCUGGACUGACUAUAAUGCGCAGGCUAGUGUUUAUCACGCGUAUCAACUAGUUCAUUCCCGUGGUAUACCCGAUGAAAAUAUAAUUGUAUUUCACGCCGACAAUAUUGCAAAUAAUCCUAAAAAUCCGACACCAGGUGUCGUAAUCAACGAACCUAAUGGCACUGAUGUCUAUCAUGGAGUACCCAAAGACUAUACCGGACACGAGGAUAGUGCCCAGAAUUUAUUGCGAGUACUUAGAGGAGAUCCAAAAUUGGCUGAGCAAGGCAAAAAAGUACUAAAUAGCGGACCAAACGAUCAUAUAUUUGUUUAUUUUAGUGACCAUGGUGGUGAAGAGUUAUUAUGCUUCCCAUGGGAUAACCUAUAUGCCGAGGACUUAAACACCGCCCUAAUAGAUAUGCAUAAAAAUAAUAAGUUCUCAAAACUAGUAUUUUACGUAAUGGCGUGUGAGUCUGGAAGUAUGUUUGAGAAACUAUUACCAAGUGACAUUAAUGUAUACGCCGUGACCUCAUCGACUGCACAGGAAUUUAGUUUUGCCAAAUAUAAUAUUGAAUCAUUAGAUAUAUGGCUAAGUACGCAUGGUGACUAUUUCACAGACCAAUGGAUGUAUAACAGCGAGCACCGGGACCUACAACGGGAAACACUUCUGGAUCAGUUUCAUUACAUUGACACCUAUGCCAUGAAUAUUACGCAAUACAUCGGUAAUAAGACAUACCAUUACCAGCAACACGCCCAACAGUUUGGGGAUAUAUCUAUUGCGGAGUUACCUGUCUCACAGUUUCUAGGUCCUGAUAAUGUAUAUGAAAAUUUAUUAGAUGAGAUCAAUUAUGAAUAUCAAAAUAAUGUGGCAACAGAUGGGGUACAUAUCAGAGACCGUGAACUAUAUUUAGCGCAAAAACGUAUUGAUUCUGCAAGGGAUGUAAACGAGAAGUUACGUUAUGCACACGAAUUGCAACGACUAUUAGAUGAGAGGCAUAUGAUUGACAAACAAUUGUAUGAAUACGUGAAUAGUAUUCAACACUUAAUGCCAAACAUCGCAACCAAUUCUAUACUCCAUACGAAACAAGAGCUCAAUAAUAGACACUGUUAUCGACAACUGGUCGACACUUUCCACCAAAAUUGCUAUAUUUUAUCACAAAAUCCAUACGUGUUGUCAAAACUGCAUAUUUUUGUGAAUAUUUGCGAACAAAUGCGUGACUCGAGUGAUGCGGACAUUGCUGUCAACCGAUUAAUAAAACACUGCGAUAGUGCUGUGGAUCCUAAUUUAUAA
Molecule: messenger RNA, 1488 nt
Organism: Oppiella nova
Lineage: Eukaryota; Metazoa; Arthropoda; Arachnida; Sarcoptiformes; Oppiidae
Source: the annotation of a GenBank genome assembly